Megalopta genalis is the source of this 10661-nucleotide messenger RNA. The record is from RefSeq and is a predicted model, not a curated record. Lineage: Eukaryota; Metazoa; Arthropoda; Insecta; Hymenoptera; Halictidae.
GUGAAAGAGAGAGAGAGAGUGUGUGAGAGAGAGAGAAAGAUGGAAGCAAAGCAACUGGAUUAUAAUUAUUAAUAAGAUAAGUCAUAUAGAUUUAACGAAUGGUAUUCUACAGGCUAUACUUUGCAUAGAAUUAGUGGAGGUUUUCCAAUAUUUGCAUAUUACUUAGUUUACCGCUAUGUUUUUAAUGUGCUUCACUAUCUAUAUAUGGUACGGAGAACGAUGUUCAUUGCGAUGCGAGAAGAUAGUGGGAGGUUUUGUGAUAUUAUAGAGAAACGAAAGAUGCGAAAACGAGGUCCGAUCAAUUUGAACAUCGUCUCUCCACUGAGCGUGUGCACAAUGCAGACGUAGCUUUCGGCGGUCCGAGUAUAAUAAUUAAUGGCGAUCGCGAUAAGAAAAGAUAACGAUAUAAUCUUUCAGUGGUGUAUGUUUUUCCUUUAGUAUGGUAGCUCAUAAACUCAUAAGCAUCAUAUUACUAAAUAACGAGUAAGGUUAGUCGUUAAGGAUUCCUCAUUAAGUACACAUCUCGUAUAGCCACAAGUGUAUACUCGUGUGUAUUGAAUUUUGAAUUGCCUAAGUGCGUCGACCUCACCGGAUGAGACAUUUAUACUAAAUGAAAAAGGAUCACAUCGCACGGACCUAGGGUAGCGUUCAGACUAUGCGAGCGACAAUACAGAGGGAAAUGUGAACGCAGUGUUUCUCGAUCGCGUUUCACUACGUAUCGUCUCACAGAAUGCGUUCUUUCACACGGGAUCGCCGGUGUUCCGAACGGAAACCAUGGAUCAUUUUUUGGGGAAAUAAGGAACGAGUGAGCGUGAACGAACCGAGAAUUCGUUGCAACACUGAUCAACGGUUGUAGUGAUUCUGCAGCAAUUCGUCACGGUAGUCUCCCGUUACGCGAGAUUUCAUGAAAUCAAUGAAAAUUCAUUUGUUACACAGAUUAACCUAAUCAGAUUAAUGUUACGAAGUUGUCGCUGAUAGAAAAUCCAUCGUAUAUUCGAUCGAUAAAAUAGCUAAAGUUUUUGGAAAGCGUUUCAAAGGACAUUGACUGAACUGAAUAUCCAAGACGGAAUGUAAUGGACGAUUUGUAAUCCGGAUAUAUUAGGGGUCCGCGGAACGGGAGAACACUAUGCCGCUGCUGCACAACUGGUAACAACGGAUGCAUAUGCGAUUUCGUCCGACAACGAUGUUUUCGUUACCAGAGAAGAAUCUUUAAUACAUUCUCGCGGACCUUAUUUGCCUGCAUUUAAAAAUCCAUGUUCGAUCGACUAGCGACUGCAGAUAUUUUCACUGCCGCCAUUUCGUUUAGGAAUCUUUCGUCAGAGACCGCUCUCAACUUUCAACAUACUCUAUUACAAAAUUGCUUUUUUAAACGUGCCGAAAAGUACCACCACCGUUCGAAAUUCAUGAAAAAUUCAUCGGUUUACUACAAAAUAAGGAUUGUUCUUGUUCUGACUUAAUACGCGUUAAUUAGGCACUGAACGUUCCAGGGAUUGAUUGAUCUAUAGAUUCGAAGGAUCUGAUGUUCAGUGAUCUCUGAUGAACGCGACUGUUACAUUCAGCUGACUGUUACAACAAACGCGCGCCAGCGAGCGAUAAACAAUCGUAGGAUGCAAAUAUGUCUCGCGUAUGAAAUGGUGUAUGCAUACUGCGUGAAUCGCUGGCCAUACAACGAUGCAAUCACGAGGAAACUGGGAUUGACGCGUGGCCUAUGAUACCUUGCUCGGCAUUUGACUUAUGCUGAUAGUACAAAAAAGAUUCUUUUCCCGUAAUGUAGAUCGAAUCGUCGUUCAAGGUAUUACGGGAACGCGAACGAACGCCGAAUGGUGGUCUGCACGACGGGCAAUGCGUGUGGAACUUAACGCGCUUUAUGAUCCAACAAUGUUUAAUUCCGAGUUUUAAUCCAGUGUUCCGGGCUCGAGAAAAUGUUAACAUUGCUCAUCAACAGUUACCCGACGGUGCCUAAAAAAUCUGUGUUUCUUCAAUCUCCCCGAACGUCGCAGGAUCGGUUUUAUUCAUCGAUCAACAAAUUAUAGAUUCUUUCGAGAUUAUUAUUUCGAAGAAACUUGCUCAAAUAUAGCAGGCUCGUUUAAUUGAAGCAUAAACGAGUUCCUAGCGUCUUGCCCACCGACAGCGCAGAUCGUUUACGCAGGGGAUGAUAGAUCGUUGCGACUUCGAAAUUAGUAUGUCGAGGGAGAGAAAUAGAGGGAGAGUGAAAGAGAGAGAGAGAACGAUUCUAACUUGCCGAGUCGCGGCAUGAUUUUUCCGGUUCGGAGCAUAUAUUAUAUAUACUUUUGGAAAAUAGGCAUUACUUACAUGCAAAGUAUAGAAUGUGUAUGUGUGUAGCGGGAGAACGUCGGUAGACAACGCGAAAAAGCCAGUUGUUUCUUUAAAGAUAAGGAGAGAGAGAGAGCGAGAGAGAGAGAGAGAGAAAGAGCGCGCGCGCGAAAGAGAGCAAAACAAAGGUAAUAAUAAAACUGUAAAAGAAAGCGAGAGAAGUAGAGAUAGGGGAGAACGAUUCGGGGCGAAAACCGAUACGCGUUCGGUUCGAAUCUGAUUACGUGGACGAUGAACAAAAAUAAUGUUCCCUCGCUGUUACGGGACUAAUAAUCGAUUUGUUUCGUGCGACCAAUUUAUUUAUUUCGUUAGGGAUCUCUCCCGGCCGUAUGGGAUCGCGAAAUGACGUGCGACGCGACACCUUUCGACCCUUUCCGCCCAUACCGCCACCCUGUUUUAACGAUUUCUCGACUUGUCUGUCAUUUUCUUUUCCUCGUUCAUUCCUGACUGUAGAGUGCUGAUUCGCACGAUAAUCCGCGACAAUCGUCGAUCCAUUCGCGGGUAUCUUCCGAGAGAAAGGAAGCGGGAAACUGAAAGAAGAGAAAGAAAACUUCGGAAGAGAGAGAAGUCCUCGGAGCCGUGGGUCCCUGAUAGGGACCCAGUUCGUCGAUCGAAUAGAUUGACUCGGGCGCGCUCGGUUCGCUCGUAAAAAUCGAUCGAUCCAAUCGAUUUCUACGGGAAGACAGGGGAAGAGGGAUGAACGCGAACGAGAGGACGAACAACGGCGACAUUUCGAGGCAUAGUACACAUUAAAGUAAAUAUGUAUCGGAGAGAAAGGGGAAUAAAGUUUUUCGACUGCGGGGAUGACCUUGGCUCAUUUGACCCUAGAAAUACUAGGCGGGACUGGCUCCUGUCCAAUAGUUGUAAAAUAGAAGCGUGCUAUCUUGCCUAGAACGUCUAUUAUUUAAAUCUUCGAAUGAUAUCUUGUGAUCGUGAUCCUAGUCUUUUUAGGGUUGAGACAUUUCUCUCUGCCCGUCGUCGAGGAUAAAAGAUGCGAAUGUAAUAUUACACUCUGCGGGGGAACGUCUGUUUCGGUCGAGUUCAUUGUUCGAUGCGCUAUGCGAGAUCCUGCUGGCGAUCGAAGAAUGAACGGGCAAAUUACAGUUUUUGUUUCUGACCUCGCAGCCUUGUUUAUUUACCGGUUGUCGAAUUGUGCUUGAAACGGAAGGGUCUCCUUUGGUCUUUCUGGUACGAUCGAGUUUUUAGAUGAGCGAGGGCGAGGUAGAGAGAGAGAGAAGAGCCUUAGUUGAGGGAGAAAGAGGAAGAGAGUGAGAAAAGUUGGACGUUUAUUCGCGACUUAAGAUAGAGAAGAGAAAACGGAGAAAGCUGUUAAAAAAAAAGAAGAAGAAGAAAGCUAGAAAAAGAGAAUCUUAAUAUCGUAGACGAUACUUGUCAAUUUCCCAGUUACCCUUCUCGAUUAACCCUCCGAAGUAUAUAACUAAUUAGAAUCGUCUUAUCGAUGCUCGAUAACACCAAACGAAACCCGACGAUUUUUCAAGGAAGUGUAGAUAACUCGUUCGUUCCUUAUCGUAAGCGAAGAAAGAGACGAAGAAGAUGAAGAAAAAAUAAAGCUAAGAGGAUACAGUUUUAUAAGAUGUAUAAAUAUAAAACGGUCCGGUAUAACGCCUGGACCCCUGUAAUUUGUAAUUUUUAUAUGUGGAGGGGGAUGCAUUAUUAUUGUCACCGGAAGUAUUUUUUUUUUCUUUUCCUUUCCUUUUUUUAUUUUCGUUUCUCAUUUCUCGUAGAGAUUUUCGUAUGCGUCCUUUUAGCCUCCCCAUUUCGGUACCCCCGCGCCACCCUAUUCUCCCUUGGACCCUCCUCCCGCACUUCGAUUUUUCUUUUUGUUCGUACGUAAGUUAGAGUCAUCGAUCUUGCGUUUGUAAAGUGAUAUAUUUAGUCGGUUCUUGUAGAGAAAUCGACGCGGUGUACUGGCACACGACACGGACAUGGCAUACAGAUAACGACUUAAAAAAAAAGAAAAAAGAAGCAGUAUAGCGCGACCCGUCCCUGUAAAACGGAGGGCGCAAAAUAUCUAUAAUCGAGGUUGUUUUAUGUAUGAUUGUGCGUGUAACAUUGUUAAUAAACUAACGAUGCUUAUGAAAGCUCCUUCGACGCAUUCGUACCUCGACCUGUCCGCUUCUUCUGCUCCCUUUGCUUCGCACGGCAAAUCCCCUUCUCCAACUUGUUUCUGAUACUGAACUUCUGUCGUCUCGUUGGCGAGCUCUCUCCGUGCUUUUCAAACUCGAUUAAUAAUUUAUAUCCUAGAAUCAUUCGAGAAAGAAUCGGAAGUUGGGUUAGCGAGCCCGAAUGAAUUAAUUCGCGGAUGUGCAGUAAUCGAUCCUGAUCUGCACUGAAACCAACUUUUCGUCCAACACGUGAUCGUGAUAUAUUUUUAGGAUCAGGUAGAGGCACGAAAUUGGACAAAAUCUGUUAACCCUGAACCUAUUUUAUCGGUUAAAAUAACCGAUUCCAGAGUUUUCGUUUCAAGACUCCGGGCAUUAUAAAGAUUCUUACACAGAAAAUGGUUGAAUACAUUUCUCGAUUCGAACAUACGUUCUAAGAAAACUGGCUAGAAGACUAAAUAAAUUCAGUUUCGCCAUUCUUCAUUCAAUGGAAUUGACAUUGGUCGCUUUUAGUGCUCCGCAGACUCGGCUGCGAACGAAACUGAUAAUCGAAGAUGAUCUCGAAAAAGACAUCAAAGUGUUAUCUAACGAACCGGGGCGGGUCGUAAAACGGCCGGUCAAUGAUUAACCAUUCUCGUGCCGAGUCUCAGUUUCGACUGGUCUUAAUCUACGUUUCCUGAUAAGAGAGGUGUAACACGCGUACCAGCUUCGAAUCGCGCAACACCCGAAAUAUCAGCGGCCAACGAAUCGCCCGAGAACGCCCGUAAAAGUCCGUGUUUAUGUGUUUCCGCGCGUGUGUUACUCUUAUCGCGGCCGUGUACCUACAAAACGAUCCAAUUUUCAUGCCGUAUAAAUUCAAUCGGCGCUACGCGUCGAUAAACCGCCGCGCAAGCAAUAGGCCUCGAGUAUCUAUUCGCUAAUGAAUCCUCGCCCCUCCCCCCCAGUCCCGAAAAUCUAAUUGCGGCUCGUCGACGCGGAACGUUGUUACAUCGAUUCAUUACACCCGGAGAAAAUGAUCGUCGUUGUUCACGUGUGUAUUAGCGGCACGCCUUACGUGUUCCCAUAACAACAACCUCGGCCCGGACUUGACAGUAACGACAGUGACUCGACAAUAAAUUUAUGCAGUUAAAUUGCUACCCUCGGCUACGUGCACUCGGAUGAAAAACGCCGCUUAAAGGGGUUCUACUGCCAGAUCGCAUGAUAGCGCUCUUUAAGCGCGGUUUAACAACGAUUACGCGAGAAACGGAGACGCUGGAAACGCGACUGAACACGGAGAAAUAAGAAAUGCUCGAAAUUUCAACCGGUUGAAAUUAUCCUCAACCUUUUGCAGAUUAAAUUCACGCUUUCGGCAGAUCAAAUCGAAUCAUAUUUUUGCGGUUUAAAUUUACACUUUCGCGGUUCAAACUCACCUUUUCUCAACGUAUUUAACGCUAAACUUACGUAGCUAGUCGAUACAACGGAAAUAGAAAUGGCACAGAGUCUAGGUUUGGUGUUUCCAGAGUUAAAUAAUCAUUCUGUUACAACUAUUAUCCGCACGGAUAAAGAGCUUUUUUUUGAGUAUUUUGAGUAUUUUGAGUUCACCGUCGAACUUGAUGUUGAAUUUCAUAAUUUUUGGUGGAGAAACAUAUUAGAGAAGAACUUGGUGUCCACAAGGGCGAAUUUGAUUUCUAAAAAGAUAAAUUUCAUUUAGGAAUGAUUAGAUUUGAUUCGCAAAAGCUGAGUAUAAUUUGCAAACGAAUGAAUUUAGGAUGCAAAAGUAUGAAUUAAAUUUGCAAAAGGAUGAAUAUAAUUUGCUGAAGGACGAAUCGGGAGUGCAAUUCGAGGCGAUCUGAGAAAAUUCUUCGAGCGCAAACUGCUAAUAAUGAAUACAUCGAAAACCGUGAUUUAGGCUGCUGAGGGAAUUCGGAGAAAUCUCGACGGAAACAAAGGCGAAACUGUGCUGUUUCGUGGACUUACCGGAUCGUGAUCCGUCGAUCGGGGAGAAAGGGCACUAGGGGGUUUUUCGGAAAAUUAGCCAGCUGUAAUUUUCCGGAAAAAAUGCGAGGGGGUGGAACGGACAGUGUCGCCGUCGUGCCGGCAAUAGUUGCGCGCGCACUGCGAGUCACGUUUCUAUCAGUAGAAACGCUCAGUUGCCGCCGCGCGUCCGCGUGAUCCGCACUUUUUGAAGUUCUCCUACGGGAAAAAAGGGGUUCGUCGAUCCCGAAGUGUGUCUCGCCUCGAUUCGAUCGCGGGAAAUUAACAGGUUCCCUCUAAUUAAACGCGGGAAGUCGUGCUCGAACGAACGCUGCUCGUCGGUGCCCGUGAGAAGUUCGUUUUAACCAUAAAAGAAAUACUUGCCGCGCAUUCGCGAGGUGACGGUGACUACGAAAUUCACGCUUGUGCCAUUUCGUUGCAAUUGUAUAAUUGGGGAGAGAGCGUUGUUUGUACAGUGGAUCCACUAGUAAACUGUCCGGCGGACUUCGGUACAAAAAUCCCUCGGAUCCCGAAAUCCGGGUGAAUUGAACUCGGAAGGAGACAAGCGGAAGAACAUUCCUCAAAGAGGGCUGCGACUAUAAUAUUUAGUCGAUCGGUGGCAACUGAAAGUUCUGAAAGAAACGACCCGCGAUGCCGGUUACCUCGCGAAUGCAGGCUGCGUGCUGGCCGAAGCGGAAUUGAACCGCCGUCGAUCGGAAAGUAAAUCGAUUUCGUUCGGUUAAUUGGGUCGCGAGACGAAACGUGUAAGUUAUCUGUGGAUUUCGGCGCAUCUGCACCGCGCGACACGCAUCUCGCCGUGCCUGUGAUCGUGACAGGAAAACAUUAGCCCCGCAGUAUUUUCAAGAAUGGUUAAUAUGGACAUGCAAAUCGAGUUCUUCGCGCGCGCCUUAGGUUCGCGGAACGUUUAACUGACGUGACCAUAAGCCGUGGGAUUAUUAACGUGACGAUGCCGUCGAAUACGUCGGUAGGUAGCCCUCUUUUCGACGAGGACCUUCGUCGAAUCCUGCUAGAGAGGGAGCAGGAGUGCCUGGAGUUGAUGGAGCAGACGAAGAACUCUACACCUCCGCCAGAGCCCUAUUGUAGGAUAACGUUCGACACGUGGACGUGUUGGCCUAACACCCCGGCUGGAACAACAGCGUAUGCGCCAUGCCCAAAUUUUCUCACCGGUUUCGACGCCUCAUUAACGGCGCACAAGUAUUGCGACUCGAAUGGAACAUGGUUCCGACACCCGGUCUCCGGACAAAUCUGGAGCAACUACACGACGUGCAUCAACAUGAAGGACCUCAGUUGGCAGCAGGGGAUUAAUAGAAUUUACGAAGCCGGGUACGCUAUAUCGCUCAUAGCUUUGCUGCUCUCGCUGGGUAUUCUCACGUAUUUCAGAUCUCUGAGGUGCGCGAGGAUCACUCUCCAUAUGAACCUGUUCACCUCGUUCGCCCUGAACAACACCCUAUGGCUCGUGUGGUACGGCUGCAUCGUCGCGAACACGGAUCUACUGUUAAACAAUGGGAUAACCUGCCGGCUCUUGCACACCGUCCUGCACUACUUUCUGGUCACCAAUUACGCCUGGAUGUUGUGCGAGGGUUUCUACCUUCACACGUUGCUCGUCAGCGCGUUCACCAGCGAGCAUAAGCUGGUGAAGUGGCUGAUGGGGCUGGGAUGGUCGGUGCCCGCGGUCAUCAUCACAAUUUACGCUUGUCUGAGGUUCUUCAGCAACGAUCCUGCGGACACCGAGCAGUGCUGGAUCGACGAGGGCAACUACAUGAUUGUGCUGGUCUACCCAGUCUGCGUGUCCACCGGUCUGAACUUCCUGUUCCUCUUCAACAUAGUGCGGGUCCUUCUGAUGAAGCUCAGAGCGGGGCCAACAAUCGGCACGCAGCCAUCGAGGUCCAUGAGGCAGGCAGCCAAGGCGACGAUGCUACUGGUGCCGCUUUUGGGUUUGCACUAUUUGGCCAUCCCCUUCAGACCGCCAAAGGGUCAUCCGUGGGAGCCGAUUUAUGAGGUUCUCUCUGCAGUCACGGCCUCGUUCCAGGGCCUCUGCGUUGCCGUGUUGUUCUGUUUCCUGAACGGUGAUAGCGCAGUUCAAGAGGAAAUGGGAGUGCACCGCUCUUCUGCGAAAUCGGGCCAACUCUUGCACGGCCACGACCGUCUCGCGGCGGUUUCACCCGAAGAGACAGCACAGUCGGCGUGCCAGCAAAGUUUAUCCGAUCGAACGCAGGUCCGAUGCCGGGAGAGGACCAAGUGUGACUAUCAGUUGCCCGCGCCACAACACCUGGAGACGAAGCCCGCAGGCAACCACGAAACCAUGCAACUGGUCGCCACCAAUAAUGUCAAUCACCCUGCCGACCGUUGGAACGUAGCACGGGGGGACGACGAUUGGACGUCGUCGGUGUAAAUAAGCCCAGGGAAAAACGACAGAAAAACGAACGAUGAGACGGGUCUUUUUUUUAAAUAAAGGAUCCUGAAGGGACGUUGUUAAAGAUUAAGAUGAUCAAUGGAGGCGUUGCUCCAAUUUGUGAUUUUCUAUAACGGGGGAUGAUCGAUUAUCUUGUCGGGAUAGGAUAGGCGGGUGGCUUUGUAGAAAGGACGAGGAGCGUUUCGAAGACCGUGGAGAAUUUUGUUAAGUGAAAAGUAGAAGAAUUGCAAGGUGGAAAGUUCGUUGUUUUCGCUUUGGGAUAAUUGCGAUUUAAGGGUGGUAGAAGCGUUUAGGAAUAUUAACCCUUAAGUGGUCUAUGGUAGCCAUUAUGGUCCUGUGUACAUUCUUGCGUUGAUAAGUAUUUGAUGUAUUCAAAAUUUGACCAAUCAUUUGCGGUAUUCGAAUAAAGUUUGAUCUCUAGAAAAAUUGAUUUCCCAUGGAGCUGAUUUUGGGAGCCCACUUAAGGGUUGAAUAUUUAUAAAAAUUAUAUAGAAUGGGGCCAGAUAGAUUGUACAAUCGAACAGGGAUAAUUCGACAUGGAAAAAUAAGUCGAGAGGAAAGAAUAGCAUUUUUUUGUUCCAAGCGUUGCUUUCGAGAAAAUUGAGUUUGAUAAUAAUUCAAGGAGUACGCGUGGUAUAGAAUAAGGAUUAGCUGGCGUGUCUGAUCAUGAAUGGCCUAGUCUACUUUUUGUGAAUACGUACAUACUCUGGGGGAAAUAUCUGACGAAUCUCCAAACUCAAUUAUCUUGAAAACAAGACGUCUAACAAAAAAAUAUUACUGCUUUUUAAACUCAAUUUUCAAAUAAUUGAUAUUUUUGGAUUGUGUUAAAAUGAAACGAUAGGUGAAAGCAGAAAGUAUUGUCACCGAACUAUGUGCAAUACAUUGUUGAAUAAUGUAUUUAGUAAUCGUUGGUCAAGUUUGAGACAAGAUAUAGAUUGUACAUAUGUUAAAAAGGAUAAGUUUCAAAUAAUUUAUCGCAAAGCAUUGUAUUAAAUCUAUUGCAAUGUUUAAAAAAUUUAUUUGCGAAAAACGAGGAGAAUUUAAUUAAUUGUUCUUUGCUUAGUUAACUUGAUAUUCUGAAAAUCAUAUUAAUUAUGCAUUUUUAGUAACGCAUUUAUAUAUUUGAUUCUUAUAUCGAUUAACAUUGUAUCCUGUAAAUUAAACUUUUCAUCAAACGCGCACAACUUCCUCGGAAUAAUUUGAUAACUAAUUGACUGUUAAUUGACUGCUAAUUUAUGUACAAGUGGCCAUUAUAUCAAUAAUGUAAAAAUCGAAUAAGAUACUGUGUUUCAAAAACGCAUGUUAGAGUAUAUAAAAUGGGAAUAAAAAUCCCUAUUGUGUGUAAAUUCAUUAUAAUUGAAUCGUUUUAUGUUACAAUAGUUCUUUUAUUCACUAACAUGUAUUUUUGAAAUGGCUUUCGCGCGUAUGCUUCUCAUAUCCCAUCGUUCAUUAGGAUUGUGUUCUUUUAAAAGUAUUACAUUUCACUGAUGUGGAAAGAAAAUCAAAAUUAUAAAAUAAGAAAUCAACGGCAUCUCAUAUCUGCUUUAUUAUUUUCCUGAAUACGUUUCCUUGUUUCUUGGCUCAAAUAAAAUUACAGCUGCAUUGCUUUAAAGGAACACAUCGUUUAUUCGACAGAAAAAGCAAAUAAUGCGAUUUGUCAUAUCAAUUGUGUCAUGUAAUUUUUAUACAAAAUAAUUAUGUAGAAAAGGUGACGGAAAUUUAUUUAAGUUUGUGAAUACAGCUAAAUAAACAAAGAACUGUACAUAUAUAUGUAUAAAGGCUUUUGAUUUGUAUCACUAAUAAAAUUCAUUUCAUCA